Messenger RNA from Alternaria alternata, 1143 nucleotides. RefSeq lists its product as hypothetical. Gene Ontology annotation, biological process: regulation of transcription by RNA polymerase II. Gene Ontology annotation, cellular component: nucleus. The transcript has 3 exons. NCBI's taxonomy places the organism in Eukaryota, Fungi, Ascomycota, Dothideomycetes, Pleosporales, Pleosporaceae. The coding region runs from base 131 to 898 and encodes 255 amino acids. The record is from RefSeq and is a predicted model, not a curated record.
CUGCAUAGUACAUCGUCAUUGUCGCCGUCUCCUAGGCACGCUGUUGCGCUUCUUACACAACUUCUAGCAUUGUCUACCACCUCGUCGGUCCCCACGUCCUGUCCUCAGGCAUCCAGACACACCUCAGAGCAUGUACUCGCUGCUGCUCCUCACAGUAGUUAUUACUGUCCUCCUUCAGCCGGCGGCAGCAUCAAGCCCACUUGUGGACUUCAGCAUGUCUGACACUCCUAUCGACGGGUCCUACGGCGACAUUGACGACAUGCUGUGCGAGCUCUGCUGCCUGCCUUUCUUCCAAUGCAUUCACGCCAUACCACAAGCCCAGUAUGUCGCCGCAAGAACGUUCUACAGUGACCCCGAUCUCUUCAACAUGCCGUCGCUCGACUUCGAACAGACGCCAGCAGACCUGGCACCGGUAUACGAAUACGUCAACGCAGGUCAUGGGCAGCCCUUGAUCAACGACUACAUGCGAAUCAUGGACGGGAACGAGACGACGGUGCAGCCAGCUACCGUACAAGCGCAUGUGGAAGACAUCUAUACGCCCGGCGAUCGGUUAUCUGCACGACGCAGCCGCAACCGCAAGCCAGUACAAAAGCGGCAGGCGCCUCGACCCGGUGGGUUUCCUUGCAGCACGGAAGGAUGCGACAGGGCGUUUGACCGUCAAUGUGACCUAAACCGCCACCAAAAGACCCAUUCGACAGAGUCACCUCAUGUAUGCUCAACCUGCAACAUGGGUUUCUUGUACCCUAAGGACCUCCGGAGACACCUUCCGACACAUAACGAUCCUUCAUUGGUGGUUGCCAUCAAGCAUUAUUGUCCUUACCCUGGCUGCGACAACCUCGACGGCUUCUCACGUAAGGACAAUCUUUUGAGGCAUCAGCGCAAACACCUCAAAAGGUAGUCUCUGCACGACCUGCACGAGACAUGAACCCUUCCGAAUCUCGUUUUCUUUCUAGAUCUCUUUCAUUUUACUACAAAAUAGGUUUCUCAUGAUCCUGGCGUUCGGUACACAUGUUUCAUAGCUUCUGCUAAUACCCCUUCCCGACUUUCAUAGCAAGCGCUGCUCAUGAUUUCUGCGGCCUGUUGCUUUACGCUUUUCGUCAUCUAGCCGUUGUGGAUUUGACUCUUGGAAACUCGAAUACGAAA